AUGGAGGUGGUGCCACCAGAGGGACAGGCUAUCCCACAGCAGUGUACAAGUGACGGGGAUCUCGCGCUGUCGGCCUUUCGAUGUGCGGAGAAGCGCUACAAGUUGUACCGGUACGAUCGCCGCACUGCUCGGCGCACGCAUGUACCAGAAACAGACUUUAGUGAUGUAGUGGAUUUCCACUGCCUUGAGACAAACACGGAGAAGAAUCGUUCUCUCAUUGGUGUGCUUGAUGGCUUUGAUGAUGCGCAUGUGAAAUGCUUCACGUUUGCUGGUGUGCCUGGGCUACUCGUUUUCUCCCAAGCUAUUAGCGAGACGGAUCAGCAGGAACUCUGCCGUGAUGCUCUGCUGGAGUAUGGUGAUUCUCAGAGGCAUCCUAAUCACCUUUCAACGCACGCGAGCAAGCCGAGAAGCACAACGCGGUACGAGCCACCGAUGCGCUGGGCGACACUUGGCUUCAGCUACAAUUGGACGUUGAAGUCGUACUGCAAGGAGCGCUAUUCGCCAUUUCCGCAGCGACUGAGGAAACAUAUUAAGCGGAUCGUUAGUCUAUUAAGCAAGACACCCUUGCUGAAGGCUAACGAUCCUCUCGUAUUCGAGCCUCAAACAUCAAUUGUCAAUUACUAUCCUGUGGGUUCUAUGUUAAUGGCCCACCAGGACGUUAGCGAAGAGUUGAUACAGCAACCGCUGAUUAGUAUCUCGCUAGGCUGCUCUUGUGUGUUCCUCAUGGGGACACCAUCACGUGAUGAUGCGCCGUAUGCCUUCUGGCUUCGGAGUGGCGACGUGGCAGUGUUCUGCGGUCCGUCUCGCACAGCAUUCCACUCUGUGCCUCGUAUCAUGGACGACUGCCCACCGCACUUGUGUACACUAACAGGGGACAUCAGUGGCGAUCAAGAUGAGGGUGAGGCGUACUGGCGGGAACAGAUGCGUCACAUGCGUCUUAACAUCAAUGUGAGGCAGGUGUUUGCUGAUAGCUGUGGGUUUCUGUUCGAGUAA
Molecule: messenger RNA, 993 nt
Organism: Trypanosoma grayi
Lineage: Eukaryota; Euglenozoa; Kinetoplastea; Trypanosomatida; Trypanosomatidae
Product: alkylated DNA repair protein
Exons: 1
Coding region: 1-993 (330 amino acids)
Biological process (GO): oxidative RNA demethylation
Cellular component (GO): cytoplasm; nucleus
Molecular function (GO): oxidative RNA demethylase activity; broad specificity oxidative DNA demethylase activity; ferrous iron binding
Source: RefSeq, a predicted model, not a curated record